This is a messenger RNA of Hordeum vulgare subsp. vulgare (domesticated barley), 1898 nucleotides long. RefSeq names its product probable trehalose-phosphate phosphatase 2. Gene Ontology annotation, biological process: trehalose biosynthetic process. The record is from RefSeq and is a predicted model, not a curated record. The coding region runs from base 503 to 1648 and encodes 381 amino acids. NCBI's taxonomy places the organism in Eukaryota, Viridiplantae, Streptophyta, Magnoliopsida, Poales, Poaceae. Gene Ontology annotation, molecular function: trehalose-phosphatase activity. The transcript has 12 exons.
AGGGGAAGGGGUAGAGAGAGAAAGCUAGAGAAGGAGGGGAGAGUCGCCGCCUAUUAAUACGCGGCCUCCUCCGCCCCGCCCCGGUCUCCUCUCUUUCCGGCCCCCGAACCACAACCCCCCUCCCCCAACCCCCAUCCUCCUCCUCCAGGCUCGCCGUUGACGCCCUCCCCUUCUGGUGCCUCGCCCGCGCCGGCAUUGGACGCGUCCCGGAGAAGGUCCCUCCGCCCGUGUUGGUUGUGACUCUACUCAAUUAUUGUUCUUGGAGCGGACCAGUCAGAUACACGAGCCUUCCUCUUAGACGAUAUCAACCGAAUGCAGGGUCUUCUCGCUUGCUGAGUUGGGUGCGUUUCAUGCACGUUUGUAGUGACAAAAAGACACUCAUUUUUCAUUAAGAGGGUUGGUUGAGUGUUCUCUGUUUCAUUCUUCAGUCCGGCACACUCUACUUUUGCUGUUCGUAGUUCGUAGUUUGACAACAAGACUGAGGGGAAGUCUUGUUCUGUUGAUGGACUUGAAGACAAGCCACAACUCUCCUGUUUUUGUUGAUCCUCUCCCUUCACUAGCCUUGCCUAUGACGUACACAACACCUACUAGCUUCCCAUCUUCUGGGCUUUACCUGAACACCCCAAAGAAGAAACCUCUUCCCAGCAAGAUUGAAGAGGUUCGUGCUGCCGGAUGGCUUGAUCUGAUGCUUGCCUCAUCACCUCCUCGUAAGAGGCAAAGCAAGGACUUCUUGCCCCAUGAUGUUCAAGCUGAUGAUCUUGAUUUGCGAUAUCGUAAUUGGAUGGUGAAUUAUCCUUCUGCUUUAGGCUCCUUUGAGGCAAUUACUGAGCUUGCCCGCGGUAAAAGAUUGGCAUUGUUUCUUGAUUACGAUGGAACUCUUUCGCCUAUUGUGGACAAUCCUGCAAAUGCAGUAAUGUCUGAUGAGAUGCGUGCUGCUGUGAGGCAUGUCGCAUCACUUUUCCCGACUGCAAUCAUUAGCGGAAGAUCUCGUGACAAGGUAUUUGACUUUGUGAAACUAACUGAACUGUACUAUGCUGGAAGCCAUGGAAUGGACAUCAUGGGGCCUAUUAGGAAGUCUGAGUCCAAUGGCCACCAUGUGGAAUGUGUUAGGUCCACUGAUUCAGAGGGUAAAGAGGUCAAUCUCUUCCAACCUGCAAGUGAGUUUUUACCUAUGAUAGCUGAGGUGUUUGAAAAUCUUAGCGAGAGUAUAAAGGACAUCGAUGGUGCAAGGAUGGAAGAUAACAAGUUCUGCGUGUCUGUGCAUUACCGGAACGUUGCACCACAUGACUACGAAACAGUUCAUCAGCGUGUAACUGCUGUUCUGAAGGACUACCCUUGUCUUAGGCUUACCCAUGGGAGGAAGGUUCUUGAAGUUCGCCCUGUCAUUGACUGGAACAAGGGGAAAGCUGUGGAAUUUUUGCUUGAAUCACUUGGACUAAGCGAGAGUGACGGUGUUCUUCCCAUCUAUGUUGGGGAUGACAAGACUGACGAAGAUGCAUUCAAGGUUCUGAAGGCAAACAACCAUGGCUUUGGAAUUCUGGUUUCAUCUGUGCCCAAGGACAGUGAUGCCUUCUACUCCCUGAGGGAUCCAUCUGAGGUUAUGGAAUUCCUGAAGACACUGGCAGCAUGGAAGGAGGGUUCCAGCUGAGCAGGAGGGAAGAAGAACAACGGUUUUGCUGACCUGGAGAAGCCCCCAAUUAUAUAUACAAGCUAACCAAAUAAGUUGGCUGAUAUAAGAGAGUCAGGCCAAAGCUUUUUUGAUUUGGCAUUUUGUAAAUGUGGCUGCCACUUUUUUUUGGCAGCACCUUUUGUCUUUUAUUAAUGAGACUUGUCAGUUUCAUUCUUUUAUUGUUAAAAAGGUUCUUUUAGUAUAUAUCAAUAUAAGCUGAAAUUUUUCC